Molecule: messenger RNA, 1941 nt
Organism: Medicago truncatula (barrel medic)
Lineage: Eukaryota; Viridiplantae; Streptophyta; Magnoliopsida; Fabales; Fabaceae
Product: soyasapogenol B glucuronide galactosyltransferase
Exons: 1
Coding region: 295-1758 (487 amino acids)
Molecular function (GO): UDP-glucosyltransferase activity
Source: RefSeq, a predicted model, not a curated record
AUAAAUUAUUUUUGAAAUAUUAUUAUCAUUUUUCAUGAGUCUAUCUCUCUCUAAAUAGAAGUGUCCACGAGAAUCUUCAUAUUUUAAUAUUGACGGUUGCUUAUUUUUACAAUUCGGACCUCGAAAGUCGCAGGUAAGGAAUCUAUUUUUGUGUUCAUAUAACAGUCUUCUAUAAUAAUAUCAGUUACCACUAGAAACUUGCAGGAGAAAGAUUGAAACAAAGAUAGUAGAAUAACAAAGUGUGUUUGAAAACAAAAGAGCGAGUAGAGUUUCUCAUCUAAACUUGUCAUAAAAAUGGAAUCUCAAUCUCAAAAACUCAAUGUUAUUUUUCUACCUUAUCUAACUCCUGGCCAUAUGAACCCUAUGAUUGACACAGCAAGACUAUUUGCAAAGCAUGGUAUUAAUGUUACCAUUAUCACUACACAUGCCAAUGCCUUGUUAUUCAAGAAAGCUAUCGACAACGACACCUGUUGCGGUUAUUCCAUCAGAACUUGUGUCAUUCAAUUCCCUUCAGCACAAGUUGGUCUUCCAGAAGGUGUCGAAAACAUCAAAGAUGGAACUUCCUUAGAAAUGCUUGGUAAAAUCGGUCAUGGAAUUUCAUUGCUUCAAGAUCAAAUUGAAAUUCUGUUUCAAGAUCUUCAACCUGAUUGCAUAGUCUCUGAUAUGUUCUAUCCUUGGACAGUUGAAUCAGCAGCGAAACUCGGUGUUCCAAGGAUCUACUAUUACAGCUCAAGCUACUUUUCUAGCUGUUGUGCUCAUUUUAUCAGAAAGUAUAAGCCUCAUGAGAAUUUAGUUUCUGAUGGCCAACUUUUUUCAAUUCCGGAACUUCCACAUAACAUUGAGAUUACUUCUUUGCAGCUAGAAGAAUGGUGUAGGACUAGAAGUCAAUUCUCAGAUUAUUUGGAUGUGGUAUAUGAAUCAGAAAGCAAAAGCUACGGAACACUGUAUAAUAGCUUUCAUGAUCUUGAAAGUGAUUAUGAGCAACUUUACAAGAGCACCAUGAAGAUUAAAGCAUGGAGUGUGGGACCAGUUUCAACAUGGAUUAACAAGGAUGAUGGAAACAUUGCAAUACAGUCAGAAUUGUUAAAUUGGCUUAACUCUAACCCUAAUGAUUCUGUGUUGUAUGUAAGUUUUGGAAGCUUGACUAGGCUUUCUUAUGCUCAGGUUGUUGAAAUAGCUCAUGGACUUGAAAAUUCAGGUCAUAAUUUCAUUUGGGUUGUUAGGAAAAAAGACGGAGGCGAAGUCAAAGACAGUUUUCUUCAUGAUUUUGAGCAAAGGAUGAAAGAAAGCAAAAAGGGCUAUAUCAUAUGGAAUUGGGCACCACAGCUCCUUAUAUUGGAUCACCCUGCAACAGGAGGGAUUGUGACUCACUGUGGAUGGAACUCAAUUCUUGAAAGCUUGAACUCGGGUUUGCCAAUGAUUGCAUGGCCAAUGUUUGCUGAGCAAUUUUACAAUGAGAAGUUGCUUGUUGAUGUUUUGAAGAUUGGAGUUUCAGUUGGAUCAAAAGUGAACAAGUUUUGGGCUAGUGUCGAUGACGAUGCUUUGGUGAGAAGGGAAGAGAUUGCAAAAGCUGUGGCAGUGUUGAUGGGAAAAGGAGAAGAGAGUGGAGAAAUGAGGAGGAGAGCAAGAAAACUUUGUGAUGCAGCUAAGAAGAGCAUAGAGGAGGGUGGAACCUCUUACAACAAUUUGAUGCAAUUUAUAGAUGAGCUUAAAUCAUUGAAGAUAUCAAGAGAGGUUGAGAAAACAAAUAAGAAUUAAUUUGAAUGAAAUGGAGGAAUAAUGAAUUAUGGAUUUUUAGUAUGUGGAACUUAUUGAUUUUACAAAUAAGAAGGAACAUUAUCCAAGUAUUUUCUCUUUGAAAUGAAUUUUCAUGAUUCUAGCGUAUUGCAUAAGACUGUAAGAGUUUAUUUUGAUUAUGAAUGUAGAAAAUGUUGUUGUUUA